AUGACCACCCUCCCCCCCGACGGCGGCAUUGCGCCCACCGACACCGUGGGCCAGCAACUAAUCGAGCGAACCCGCAGCCUAGACUCAGCGCGAAGGAAGGCUGCGGCAGAGUUGAUCGACAACGACGGCGAGUUCUGCAGCUUUGUCGACACGAUGCGGGCAACUCAGGGCGACCGCACAGUGCGUCCCGGCGACCUGCACCUCGGCUCGGACCUGCUACGCCUCGCGCUCGCACCUCUGCAUGCGCCGCCGCCGUCGUGGGCCGUCCCGACUAGCGAGAACGAGCUGCUGGACAGCGUCGGCGAGACGGCGCGGCAUUACGUCCGCCAGCUGACCUGGUCGUCAGCCGCCGAGUUUGCCAUCGAAAUGGUGGCUUUUCAGAAGCGCUUCCCUGCAGGUCUCGAAUCGCCUUGCGUCGGUCGCGAGUACCGCGAGCGUUCCGACCUCCACGCCACGGAGCGCGCGCUCAUGGCCACGAUCGCCCCGCUCAUGGGCAACUCGGCUCGUGGGGGGUUCCACCACGAGCCAGACCUCUCCCAGUAUGACAAGGUCGACCUGCCGCCGUUUGACGAUCCCAACGAGCCCGAGACUAUCGACGCUCUUGCCAAGCUCAACACCAAGGUGCAGGAGCACCUCGAGGACUCCAGAGAGUACUGGGAGAGGGCUCGCGGCGUCAAGCCGAUCUCGAAGGCGGCCUUUGACAGCAUGGUCGAUUCCGCUCUUGUCCAUGGUCUCGUUCGCGGUGCUGUCGUCAACGUGCGCCUAGGCAAGCACAUUCCAGAAGAGGCGCGAUACGGCGAGGAUCGACGAUUGGCGUAUUUCGGCGCUCACUGCGGACCUGGACCUGCCAUCAGUCGGAGCAUCAUAUCCUCUCUGGGCGACACGCCCAAGGACGACGUCGAGCGGCACGCUUUUGGAGCCUUCGUCGACCUCUAG
Trichosporon asahii var. asahii CBS 2479 is the source of this 936-nucleotide messenger RNA. RefSeq lists its product as uncharacterized. Lineage: Eukaryota; Fungi; Basidiomycota; Tremellomycetes; Trichosporonales; Trichosporonaceae. The coding region runs from base 1 to 936 and encodes 311 amino acids. The transcript has 3 exons. The record is from RefSeq and is a predicted model, not a curated record.